Dermacentor andersoni is the source of this 594-nucleotide messenger RNA. The record is from RefSeq and is a predicted model, not a curated record. NCBI's taxonomy places the organism in Eukaryota, Metazoa, Arthropoda, Arachnida, Ixodida, Ixodidae.
AUGACUCCGCAACUGGAUACCAAGGUCCCGGGUACACCACCGCAACCGUACAGCUUUGGCUACGACACGGCUGACGAGUUCGGCAACCGGCAGUUCCGUAGCGAACAAGGUGACUCCAGCAACGUGAAGACUGGCUCGUACGGUUACACGGACGUCAACGGCCUCUACCGGCGCGUCAACUACAUCGCGGACGCCAACGGCUUCGGCGCCACUGUAGACACCAAUGAACCGGGCACCGCGCCCGGAGCCAGCGCCGACGUUGUGUUCAAUGCCGCGCCCGUGGUCCCGCCCGUUCCCGAAGGGGCGGCAACACCUGCUGCGUACGGCGCCAGGGUAUCCGCUGGUUACAACAACGCCUUGAGUGGCUAUGGUGGAUACGGAUACGAUCCUUACGGCCGCCGUGGGGCUGGAGCCGGGUUUGGUGGUUACGGGCGCUUCGGCUACGCCCCUAGUGGCCCGGUCCUUGGCGGUUAUGCUAGCGGUGGACAUACUGCUACCGGCUAUGCGUCUGCCGGCUACACGGCAGGUCUGUACGGGCCAGCUGGCUACGGCGGAUUGGCGGCUGUUCACCAUGGCCUCCGCCGUCGUAGAUAA